Molecule: messenger RNA, 1449 nt
Organism: Rotaria sordida
Lineage: Eukaryota; Metazoa; Rotifera; Eurotatoria; Philodinida; Philodinidae
Source: the annotation of a GenBank genome assembly
AUGAAAGCCAUGGGUUUACCAACUUCAUUUACAUCAUCAUUGAUUGAACGAUCAAAACCUCAUCGACAAACACGUUCACGAUCAUUAUCUAAUGAACAAACAACAGAUGAUUCAUUACUUGAAAAUACUCAAUUAACUAAUAAUGAUUUAUUUAAAAAUGCAUUAAAUGAUUGGCUUGUCUAUUGGAAUCGUGAUGGUUAUCAAUUAGCAACAAAUACAUGGACAACAAAUUCAGAUAUUCAUAAUCAAUCUGAUGGACAUGAUACAUCACAUUCAUCAGAUGAUUCAUUAACAAAUAUUCAAAAUGAACAAGUCUUAAGUGAUCUUUGGCGUGAGCAUUAUCUAUCUACAUAUGAUAAAUCUCUUCGUGAAUAUUGUUUAAAUCAUGAACUUGAUUAUGAACAAUUUGUUGAUUAUAUUACAAAUAUUUAUGGUAUAAAUGAAAAUGAUGUACGAAUAAAAACUAUUAAUGAAUUUGAUUCUAAUGAUGAUAAUGAUGAAAUGCAUAAACGAAUGAAAACUAAUAGUGAUUUAAUCAAUGAAGAAAAAGAAAUAAAAAAUCAAUUUGAACAUCUUGGUCUUUAUUUAGAUAAUUCAAAUUUAUCAAAUAUAAAAUCAUCAUUAAUUGAAUAUACAAAAAAUUGGAAUCAUUUAUCCUAUGGACUUAUUCUUAAACAAACUAUUCAUUUACAUACACAAUCAAUUGAUGAUGAUAAAAUGAUUAUUGAUGAUAAAGAUAUUAAAGAUAAAAAACGAAAAGGAAAAAAAUCAAAAUCAAAACAAACUAUUCUUGAUAAGAAAAAUAUUCCGGAAGAAUUUCAUAAUGAUUCUGAACUUUUAAAAUAUUGGCUUCAACGUUAUCGACUUUUUUCAAAAUUUGAUGAAGGAAUUGUUCUUGAUAGAGAGGGAUGGUUUAGUGUAACACCGGAAAAAAUUGCACGACAUAUUGCGAAACGUUGUCGAUGUGAUGUUAUUAUUGAUGCUUUUUGUGGUGUUGGAGGAAAUACAAUACAAUUUGCAUUUACGUGUCAAAGAGUUAUUGCUAUUGAUAUUGAUCCGAAAAAAAUCGAAAUGGCAAAACAAAAUGCUCAAGUUUAUGGAGUCGAAGAUCGAAUUGAAUUUAUCCAAGGUGAUUUUCUUAAAUUGGCUCCAACAUUAACCGCUGAUGUUGUCUAUUUAAGUCCACCAUGGGGUGGUCCAGCCUAUGGUACAAUUGAUAUAUUUGAUCUUGAAAAAAAUAUUGAAUUAAAUGGUUAUCGAGUAUUCGAAGUUGCUAAAGCAAUAACACCAAAUGUCAUCUAUUUCUUACCACGAAAUGUUAAUGUUGAACAAGUUAUAUCAUUAAUGGAUGAUAAAUCAUCAUUAGAACUUGAACAAAAUUUUCUCAACAAUCGAUUAAAAACGAUAACAGCAUAUUUUGGUGAUUUAGCUAAACAAGCUAAUUAUUAA